AUUCUACAAGGAGAUGGAUAGAGCCUAGAGGGGUCAGAGGAGAUUAGGAAUGGCAAUGGGGCAGGUCUGGGGCGGGUUUCUUGGUACCCAGACCCGCCUCAUGGCAGGUCGGGUACAGGUCGGUAAUUUAUCACGGGUCGCGGGUCAGGGCAGGUCGACCCAUUGGGUAUGGAAUUUAUAUGAAAAACAUUAGAAAUAUUCGUUAUUUUUAUUAUAAGAUCAGGAAAACAAAUAAUAUUAUGAUAAAUGUAGUUAAUUUCUUGGAGAAAUUGAGGUUUUCACUAAUUUACAACUUUAUUAUAGUUAAAAUAUGAUGCAAUAAAAGGAAAAUCCUAAGUAAUUUGACUAAAAUUACAUGUAAUUUAGGAAAGAACGGGUCGAGAAUGGGGCGGGUCAGGGCAGGUCGGGUCGAUGAGAGUACCCAUGCCCGCCCCGCUCCGACUACGGGGCGGGUCGGACCCGGCCCAAAACAGGCCAAACAGAUCAGGUAAAACGGGUCAGGUCGAAUUUGCCAUCCCUAGAGGAGAUUGACAUUUCAAGAAACCGUUAGGUCAGUUCCCACCAAACAAAAUUUCCGGAAUUUCACACAAAAUCGAAUUUGUGAGGCUAUUUGUAUCUUCUCCCUUUUAAAUUAUCGGUUACCCCUAGCGUAAAUAAUAAAUAUGCAAUUAUAUGUACCAUCAAUGAUAAAAUCAAACAUUUCAACACAUAAGUCAUAAAACCCUAACAUGAUUCGAAUAUUUAAGUCUCAAAACAAGUACAAACAUUAAAAAAAAAAUCAAUUAUAGUUAUUCGAUUUUUCGGUCAAAAUUUUGGAAUUUCGAUUCGAUUGAAAGAACCUUGAUUUUCGAAAUAUUCAUAUUUCCCUUCCGAAUUUCGAACCGAAUAGCAUUAUUUUGAUUUUGGUUCGAUUUAGUUCAGAUUCGGUUCGAUUCCAGUUUAUCGAGCCUGUUGCCCACCCCUAGUUGGGUGGUUUUGUGGAUCCACGCUGUGUUGGCCCGGGCCUGAUUCGGCUGCAUCGGGCUGGGUUGGGCCGAGCCUGAUUCUUUCGCACUUGUCAUUUAUUUUUUUAUUUUUUUUUAUCUUAUUUCCAUCAUUUUAAAACAAAAUUCGUUUCUUGGCAACUGGAUCAAUCGGCCUAUCCCUCGAACGCCGACGCGACUUCCCAAAAUCGUCGCCGUCAACUGUUACCAAGCCACCGGUCUGCCUCCCAGACCUUCGUUAGUCUCUUUUAUCUUCCCCGCCAAGGAAUUGCCAGUAUAUGUAUUAAGGCGUACGAUUUUCUCGGCAAACAAUCGGAAAGAUGAAUGCUUUGCUAUCUAUGCUCCUGUUAAUGUCUUCCGUUCCGUCGCCGGCGUUUCCUGUUAUCCUAAGCUCCAGAAUCUGAUCGAUCUUCUUUGAUUGGUUGGUUUAAUAUCCUAGCUUUGUUCCAUUUGGAUGAUUUGGGCAUUGUGUAGUUGAUGAGAGUUGACCAAUUGGGUGGAUUAGGGUUUUAGUCUGUUGCCCCUCCUCCGCUCGGGGUAUUUAUCGGGCUGAAGCGAUUAGGCGAAUUGGUGCUUCCCAGUGAGAACUAUUCAGAGUAGUUAGGGACUUGAUAGUAGGUCUAUGGCGGAUCGUAGCAUCACCAGCAGUAACAACGCUUUAGCUAAGCCGAUAUGGAUGAAGCAAGCGGAAGAGGCCAAGCUGAAGAGCGAGACCGAGAAAGCUGCGGCUGCAAAGGCUGCAUUCGAGGCCACGUUCAAAGAUGUGAGUAACAAACCAGAAAACCCUGCUCUGGACUCGGACUCAGAUGAAGAAGAAUACGAGAGAGAUCUGGCUAACAAGCCCAUUGGCCCUGUCGACCCGGCUAAGUGUACCGCUGCUGGUGCAGGCAUUGCUGGCGGAACGGCUUGUGCUCCUUCGACCUUCAUGGUGGUGGCUAAGGAUGCUGAUGGAAGGAAGGUGCCUCACGGUGGAGCUCAGAUUAAGGUGACGGUGUCCCCUGGAGUAGGUGUUGGGGGAACAGCGCAGGAUGGGAUUGUGAAGGAUAUUGGAGAUGGCUCGUAUACGGUCACGUAUGUGGUGCCCAAGAGGGGGAACUAUAUGUUGCAUAUAGAAUGUGAUGGAAAACCCAUCAUGGGUAGUCCAUUCCCUGUGUUCUUCAGUCAAGGCACUUCAACUGGUGGAGUACUUGGUGUGGCUCCUGCUUCGACAUAUCCAAACCUUGUCAAUCAGACUAUGCCCAAUAUGCCUAAUUAUUCUGCAUCGAUGUCUGGGUCUCUCCCUGGACUGUUAAGUAUGAUUCCAGGAAUUGUUCCUGGUCCUUCUGGUGGUGUUGUCUUGCCAGGAAUUGGAGCAUCACUUGGGGAAGUUUGUAGGGAAUUUCUUAAUGGUCGAUGCACUCAAUCGGAUUGCAAGCUGAACCAUCCUCCCCACAACUUACUGAUGACUGCAUUAGCAGCAACCACCACAAUGGGCACUCUCAGUCAGGUGCCUAUGGCACCUUCAGCUGCUGCUAUGGCUGCUGCUCAGGCUAUUGUUGCUGCUCAAGCUCUUCAAGCUCAUGCUGCUCAGCUGCAAGCAGCACAGUCUAGUAAAGAUACAUCUGGUCCAUCUGACAAAGUUGGCAAGGACGAGGCACUCAAAAAGACGCUCCAAGUUAGCAAUGUCAGCCCACUGCUGACAGUUGAACAGCUGAAACAACUUUUCAGCUUCUGUGGCACGGUUGUGGAAUGUACACUUACUGAUUCAAAGCAUUUCGCAUACAUAGUGUACUCGAAACCCGAAGAAGCAACCGCCGGUUUGGCACUGAACAAUAUGGAUGUUGGUGGACGUCCUCUGAAUGUGGAGAUGGCUAAAUCACUUCCCCCGAAACCAGUUGUAAACUCUUCAGCGUCCUCUUCUUCUCUGCCUGUGAUGAUGCAGCAAGCUGUUAUAAUGCAACAGAUGCAAUUUCAACAGGCUUUACUUAUGCAACAGACAAUGACUGCACAACAAGCAGCUAAUCGUGCUGCAACCAUGAAGUCUGCAACAGAGUUGGCUGCUGCGAGAGCUGCAGAGAUAAGUAAGAAGCUAAAAGCUGAUGGAUUUGUUGAUGAAGAAGAACCUAAGAAAGAGAAGUCGAAGUCGCCAUCACCUCCUCGAGCGAGGUCCAAGUCGAGGUCCAGAUCACCAAUCAACUAUCGGAGAAAGCGAAGGUCUCCUUCUUACUCACCUCCGCCACACCGCCGCAGGGAACGUAGAUCUAGGACACCCUUGAGAUCUCGGAAUUACUCGAGGUACGACAGUGGUAGGCGUUCUUUCAGAGAUCCCAGAGAUGAUAACGGCAGAAAUAGGAGAAGGGAUUUGGAUAGAUCUUAUGACCGUGAUUUUUCUGCUUCAAAGCGACGUAAGAGUCGAAGUGUGAGCCCUCGAAGACGAAAAUCCUACCGGGAGGAAUCUGGUUCUCCAAGACGGCACCGUGAUAGUCCACCACACAGGACAAGAAAAUCAUCUCAUGGUGGGUCAAGAUCACCAAGGCGUCACCGAGCUAGCAGGUCAUCUCCUAGAAUUGAUGGUAAUAGCAAGUUGAAACAAAGGGAACGCUCUCUCUCUAAAACUCCAGAAGAGUCCAAUGACAGGACAAAUGGAGCCCAAGAUGAAGAAAUAAAGCAACAGGAAAGGAGAUCGAGAUCACUUUCUAGUGAAUCCAGGCCGGUUCAAGGUAAGUCCUCCCCAACGAGCUCAAAUGAUUCUGAUCAAAAGCAGAAGAGGAGGUCCAGGUCUAAUUCCAUAGACACGAAGCAUCAUGUGGAUGAGAAAUUGGAUGAGAGUUCUAAAGGUGGAAGUUCCAGACGUCGUGGAAAGAGGUCUCGAUCACGAUCAGCAGAACGUGGUCACAAGUCUAAAGAAAAAGGAACUGGAAGCAGAGAUAAGAAGUCAAAGCAUCGUGACAGAAACCGUUCAAGAUCCUUAUCAGCAGAAGAUAAGCAUCACAGAAAAAGUAGGUCAUCCCCAAGAGGCAGGGAUGGUGAUAGAUCAAAGCAUAGAAGGCACACCAAUUCAGCCUCCCCCGAUGGUGAAAAAACCAGGCACCAAAUAGAUGAGAGCAGGGAUAGAAAACUUAACCAUCGCAGCAGAAGAAGGUCAAGGUCAACUGAAGGCAAGAAUCACAGAUCUCCUAGAGAGCUUGAUGAAUAUGAAUCGAAGGAGAAGAAGCACUUAAGGUCUAAAUAUGCAGAGCGCAGGCGUCGCUCAAAAGAUGGCAGGGAUAGAAAGAAGGAUGAUAAUGUGUCUGAUAAUGAGGGCAGGUCGCACAGAAUUAAACAUCAUACUAAAGAGAAAAGUUAUAUUGAAGAAGACUCUUCAAGGACUAGGGAUGACGGACUGUUGCGGUCCAAAGAAAAAGACCUUCAUUUGAAUCAAUCUGUAAAAGACGUGACAGCAGAAGAUGAUGAGAAUCAAAAUGGUAGUUUUACGCCAGAUGGUAAUACUGAUGGGGAAGGUGCAGUACCAUUGACUGAGGAUCCAUAGCAUGGGUAUGUCUACUGCUUCAAAAUGGGGGACAUAAAUGUUAGGUUUAUUUGAUCUUGACAAAAUUGGUGAUUGCUUGGUGUGGUUUGCAGGAAUCAUGAUGCCAGGAACAUUGGAUUUCAGAGGUCGGCAUGGCUGGAAAAUGGCAGAGUUUAUACAUGCAAUAUCAGAACUGGGAACAGCCAUCUCAUGAUUCGGCCAAUGCUGACGAGAGUUGUGUUGCGAGAUUUGAAAGCUAACGGGGGAAGCGGAGAGGGCCUCUUUGUUUUGGAUAAGGGGUGUUUUUGAGAAGACUUGUUAGAGUUUCUUUGGAGCUAGGAUUCUCUGCCAGUAGCUGGCUCCUUAUGAACAUGCACCUUUUUUUUUUGUUUGCUAUCUUUGCAGGUCCAUACUGACUGGGUUGGAACUAGCCCUUGGGCCCGAGCUGACUUGAUAUGGCCAAGUAUCCCAAGAGCUAUGGCCAUUUGCAUCUCUACCUACAAUGUUUGUAGCCUAUAACUGCUAGAUGUAUGUGGAGCUUCUUCUAUUUCUGCCUUCUGGAUAUUUUGGAUAAAGUAUUGCUUUCAACAGUUUGUGCAUUUACCUUGCUUUUAGUUAGAGUGUGAAUGAUGUCUGAUGUUAUUGUGGGAAAGGCCGGAGAAGGUGCUUUGUCUUUCAUAUAGUGAAAGAUGGUGGAUCUUUCACUUGAAAGGCCCUUUUCGAUAUGUUUUGCAUGCUUUCUUUAGUCCACUUGUAGGCUAUGCCUUUGGUGAUUAUGCAUGUGACAGUUUAGACGUAGGUUCCAAUUUUUCCUACCUUUGUGGUUUAGUGGACCAGUCUUAUACCAAAUACGUGCAGGUUCAACAAGCUGCGUUACUGAAAUCAAGUGAAACCAGAUAGUUCUCCUUUUCCCUGAGAUCUGGAAUGUUGACAUAAUAGUGAUCCAAAAAGUAGAGGUAUGAAGCCAUGUAGUGGGAGCUUCCAUACUAAGUUUCCUACUUGGUGCUCUUAUGAAUUAUGAUUAAUAACGAAUUGCAUUGGAUAGAAUUGGCAGUGUUCAAGUAGCUUGUGAAUGCUGUUAUAAACCUGGUGCCUUAUU
Messenger RNA from Linum trigynum, 5569 nucleotides. Lineage: Eukaryota; Viridiplantae; Streptophyta; Magnoliopsida; Malpighiales; Linaceae. The record is from the annotation of a GenBank genome assembly.